Messenger RNA from Caenorhabditis angaria, 3831 nucleotides. Lineage: Eukaryota; Metazoa; Nematoda; Chromadorea; Rhabditida; Rhabditidae. The record is from the annotation of a GenBank genome assembly.
AUGGGCAAAGAUUAUCGCUAUCCACAGGGUGGAUAUGCUCGUGGUGGAUACGGUGGAUAUGUUCCAGCACCAGCUGCACCAACUAUGGAAAUUACGAUAAAUCAGGUGAAAUACUGUUUUUUUGCACGAAAAUCUCAAAUUUCCAUCCGAAAAUCAACUUUUCUAACAAGUUAGCCUAACUAAAACCCUUCUAGACUUUAAAGGGACAUAAGACCCGGAUUUUUCGUACCAAGACCCAAAAUUCCGGAUUUUUUGAGUAUAAACAAUCCUAUGUCCCUCUAAAUUCCGACUAGACUCUAGUUUAAAGGAACAUAGUCUUAUUUAUAUUCAAAAUGACUGGUAUUUCGUACCGAGACCAAAAAUUCCGGAUUUUUUGAGUAUAAACAAUCAUGUGUCCCUUUAAAUUCAGACUAGACUCAAGUUUAAAUGAACAUAGUCAUAUUUAUACUCAAAAUGACCGGAAUUUCGUACCGAGACCCAAAAUUCCGGAUUUUUUGAGUGUAAAUACCCCUAUGUUCCUUUAAAUUCAGACCAGACUCUAGUUUAAAGGAACAUAGUCAUAUUUAUAGUCAAAAUUACCGGAAUUUCGUAUUUUUCGCGUAUAAACAAUCCUAUGUCCCUUUAAAUUCAGACUAGACUCUAGUUUAAAGGAACAUAGUCAUAUUUAGUAUCAAAACGUGGCGAAUUCAAUUUCCAGAACUCUUCCGCCUCUUCCGCAUCACCCUACGCUCAACCCUCCUCACUUCCGCGUCGAAUUCCCACCAAACCACCAAGCGCUCCACCCCCGCCACCUCCAGAAUACUGUGCAGGUAACCCAGAACGUCCCGAUUUUUCAGCAAAAUCGCACACAAACUUCAGGCGCCGAUCAACCGGGCUUCAAUCCGAUGUGGUUCGAUCGAUUUCCGCGUCGCGAGAAUCGCGGAAUGUUCCGCCUGUGUUUGGUGGAACUGAUGUUGGCUGUGGUGAUUUUGGCGGGUGGAAUUUGGUGCUAUCGAGACACCAGCGAUUAUUGUCCGUAUUAUUCAGCGAUUUGGACAUCAGUCAUUUAUGUGAUUAAUGCUAUUGUGAGUUUUUCUUAGGGUCUUGGAGCGAAAAUGGGUUGUUUUGAUACUAAACACGACUAUGUUCCUUUAAAAUUCACUUUUGGGAUGAAAUUCCGGUUAUUUUGAGUAUAAAUAUGACCAUGUUCCUUUAAACUAGACUGUUGUCGUGAAAACCUUGAACUUAAAGGGACAUAUGAUUGUUUAUACUCAAAAAAUCCGGAAUUUUGGGUCUCGCCGCGAAAUUCCGGUGAAUUUAAGUAUAAAUAUGGCUAUGUUCCUUUAAAGUAGACUUUUGCCACGAAAAUCUUGAAUUUAAAGGAACAUAGGGGUAUUUACACUCAAAAAAUCCGGAAUUUUGGGUCUCACCGCGAAAUUCCGGUGGAUUUGAGUAUAGACAUGACUAUGUUCCUUUAAAAUUGGGUCUCACCACGAAAUCCAAAUUUUCUAGAUAGAAAAUAAUGAAAAAUGACGUUUUUUUGAAAUUUUUGCAGGUCGGAAGUGCUGCCGCAAAAAUCGGCUCAAUAAAUCUCUACAUGGCUCAUUUGACACUUUCGCUGGUCUCAGUUAUGAUGUGCCUGAUUAGUGGUGGACUUUCAGCCAGGUAGGGCUGAAAAUCCUGGAAUUUUCAGCAAAAAAUCAAUAAUUUUGCAGAAAUUGGGCGCUAGUUGGAACUUAUCAUCAUCCAAGAAUCGAUCGCGAUGAGGCUUUUUGUCUUUUGGGAACUCAUGAUACUAGCAGGUAGGUCAAAAAUGCGAAAAACAAAAAACUUGCAUCGACCGGGAAUCGAACCCGGGCCGCCCGCGUGGCAGGCGAGCAUUCUACCACUGAACCACCGAUGCUUGUAGAAAAACCAGUUCAAAUUCCCGAGAUAACAAUAAACACAUUUCGCUUUUUUGAUAAAGCGCUAGCAAUUUUGUUAUCUCCGAAAUUCGCGCUGGUUUCCCCACAAGCAUCGGUGGUUCAGUGGUAGAAUGCUCGCCUGCCACGCGGGCGGCCCGGGUUCGAUUCCCGGUCGAUGCAAGUUUUUUUGUUUUUUUUUCUCAUUUUUAGCCAAAAAAUUUGCAGACUUUCCUACAUUUUCUCACAUAUGGAUAAAUACGAUUUCGCCAAAUGUUUAUGGCAACUCAAAGUUGGAGUUGCGGUAAAUUCGGUGCAAUUUGUGGUUGCAGCAAUUGAGAGUGGGUUUUUGGGAUUCGAGUGUAAACCGCAAGCUUCCGCGCCAGCGGCACUGUCUUCCGCUUUAGCGGCCACGCGGAUUACUAUGACGUUUGCCAUAUCAUAGUAAUCCGCGUGGCCGCUGAAGCGGAAGAUAGUGCCGCUGACGCGGAAGCUAGCGAAUUACAGAUUUUCAUGGAUAUACGUGAAAAUUAUCGAUUUUUCAUGAAUUUUAGGUCAAAAUUGAGCAUUUUUGCGCAAUUUCAGCUCAAAAUUGAGCAUUUACAUGAAUUUCAGCUCAAAAUUGAGCGUUUUUAUGAAUUUCAGCUCAAAAUUGAGCAUUUUUGCGCAAUUUCAGCUCAAAAUUGAGCAUUUACAUGAAUUUCAGCUCAAAAUUGAGCGUUUUUAUGAAUUUCAGCUCAAAAUUGAGCAUUUUUGCGCAAUUUCAGCUCAAAAAUGAGCAUUUUCAUGAAUUUGAGCUCAAAAUUGAGCAUUUUCAUGAAUUUCAGCUCAAAAUUGAGCAUUUUCAUGAAUUUCAGCUCAAAAUUGAGCAUUUUCAUGAAUUUCAGCUCAAAAUUGAGCAUUUUCAUGAAUUUCAGCUCAAAAUUGAGCAUUUACAUGAAUUUCAGCUCAAAAUUGAGCGUUUUUAUGAAUUUCAGCUCAAAAUUGAGCAUUUUUGCGCAAUUUCAGCUCAAAAUUGAGCAUUUACAUGAAUUUCAGCUCAAAAUUGAGCGUUUUUAUGAAUUUCAGCUCAAAAUUGAGCAUUUUUGCGCAAUUUCAGCUCAAAAAUGAGCAUUUUCAUGAAUUUGAGCUCAAAAUUGAGCAUUUUCAUGAAUUUCAGCUCAAAAUUGAGCAUUUUCAUGAAUUUCAGCUCAAAAUUGAGCAUUUUCAUGAAUUUCAGCUCAAAAUUGAGCAUUUUCAUGAAUUUCAGCUCAAAAUUGAGCAUUUACAUGAAUUUCAGCUCAAAAUUGAGCGUUUUUAUGAAUUUCAGCUCAAAAUUGAGCAUUUUUGCGCAAUUUCAGCUCAAAAUUGAGCGUUUUUAUGAAUUUCAGCUCAAAAUUGAGCAUUUUUGCGCAAUUUCAGCUCAAAAAUGAGCAUUUUCAUGAAUUUCAGCUCAAAAAUGAGCAUUUUCAUGAAUUUGAGCUCAAAAUUGAGCAUUUUCAUGAAUUUCAGCUCAAAAUUGAGCAUUUUCAUGAAUUUCAGCUCAAAAAUUGAGCAUUUUCAUGAAUUUCAGCUCAAAAUUGAGCAUUUUCAUGAAUUUCAGCUCAAAAUUGAGCAUUUUCAUGAAUUUUAGCCUAAAAUCAUCGAUUUUCGAUGAAUUUUAGGUUAAAAAUGUCAAUGUUUGAUCAAUUUGAUGAAUUUUAGGUCAAAAACACCAAAUUUCAUGAAUUUUAGACCAAAAUUAUCGAUUUUCGAUGAAUUUUAGGUCAAAAACACCAAAAUUCAUGAAUUUUUGCCUAAAAUUAUCGAUUUUCGAUGAAUUUUGGGUCAAAAAACCCCAAAUUUCAUAAAUUUCAGCUCAAAAUCAUCAAUUUUUCCCAAUUUUCCCUCGAAAAAUCCAAUUUUUGCAGUUCUUCUCAACCUUUUGUCGGCUGUUUUGUGUAUGAAAAGAACGUGCACCUCGUGCCUCUAA